AUGGGUUACAAGAGUACUUUGCCCUAUGGUACUCCAAUGCUGACACAGGAACACAAGGAUGCACGUGUUCAAUGGGCAAUCCAACACAAAGAUGAUGAUUGGAGUCGGACUAUAUUUACUGAUGAAACUUGCUGCCAGUUGUUUCGUAAUACCAUUCGUAGAUGGUCACGAAAUCCAAGUGCUGAAGUCAAACGAAUUCCAAAAAACAAGCAGAAGAUUAUGGUAUGGGGAGGCAUCAGCAUCAAGGGCCUCAUUGGUUAUCAUUCGUUUGAAACAAUUAUGGAUGGCUCCUACUACGUUCAAAUUCUUCCAGAUCAUCUCAUUUCUAAUGCAAGAAAGCAAUUUGGUCGACGAUGGCGACUGCAACAGGACAAUGAUCCUAAACAUAAAAGUCGAGUGGCUCAGCAAUUCUUAUCUAGUGAAGCACCAGAAGUAAUUGACUGGCCUUCAAAUAGUCCCGAUGCAAAUCCAGCGGAGAAUUUAUGA
Molecule: messenger RNA, 486 nt
Organism: Rotaria sordida
Lineage: Eukaryota; Metazoa; Rotifera; Eurotatoria; Philodinida; Philodinidae
Source: the annotation of a GenBank genome assembly